AUGAAGUCUGCAUCCGCUGAAAAAAACUUAAAACACUAUAUUUACGAUCGUCAACUUCAGUUUUUAGAAACAGUUGCUGAACCCAAUACAAGUCAAUCAAGUCUUGAUGAAAUUGACGUUCUCCAAGCCGAAGUUGAGGAAGACGAUCAAAAUACUAAAAUUGUAGAGGAUCAGGAUGAUAGCAUAGAAUUACCUGCAGAAACUGAAAAAUGGAAAAGGAAGAGAAAUACUGGGAGUACAACUAGGAGUAAAAUUAAUAAAAGUAACCAAAACUUCGAGGAACAAUUUUUAACAGUAUUUCAAACUAGUCUUCAGGAAGAUGAAGACCGAUCUUUUUUGGAAUCGCUGUUACCCACACUUCGUCAAUUUAAUGGUGACCAAAAAUUACUUUUUCGAAGUAAAGUGAUACAGGAUCUUAUGGAAAUUAAAAAAAUGAGUCCGGUUGCACCAGCCAGCUCCCUUGGUGCAAAAACAUCCAGUGUAUCCACAAAAUGA
This is a messenger RNA of Macrosiphum euphorbiae (potato aphid), 495 nucleotides long. The record is from the annotation of a GenBank genome assembly. Lineage: Eukaryota; Metazoa; Arthropoda; Insecta; Hemiptera; Aphididae.